AUGUAUAAACCUAAAAAUUCUUUAUUAAGUCUAGGUAGUAGUUUAUAUGCAGGACUUUUUGGAUUAAUAGGUUUAUAAUUGGCUGGAUUAAUAACUUAAUUGGCUAUUGGACCUAAUUUAUUCACUUUUAUGUGCCAUAGAGCAGAUUGCUUUAUUGGAAUAGGUAUAUUUACAGCUUUUAUAGCUUAUGAUACUCAUGUUGCUAUGAUGGCUUAUGAAAAUGGAAAUGCAGAUCAUUUAGGAACUUCUAUAUCUUUUGCUUUAGAUUUCUGGAAUGUUCUUGUUAGAGUAGCAGAAAUGAUUGGUAUUUUUACUAGAGAUUGA
Ichthyophthirius multifiliis is the source of this 324-nucleotide messenger RNA. RefSeq lists its product as hypothetical. The record is from RefSeq and is a predicted model, not a curated record. Lineage: Eukaryota; Ciliophora; Oligohymenophorea; Hymenostomatida. The transcript has a single exon.